AUCACUAAUACUACUACUUCUAAGCGAGAACACACUGAAAACAUUGUGAAGAAGAUGAUGAUGAUGCAGUCCCGAUUAUUAGCGUUUGCUUCAGCGGCGCGUUCCCGCGUCCGACCAGUCGUUCAAAGGAGUUUAGCGUUUGGAUCAUCAACGUCCGGCCGAACUGCUGACCCGGAGCUUCAUUCCGGAAACGAUGGGGGUGAUCCAGCUGUUUAUCCAAGAGACCCUGAAGGUAUGGAUGAUGUAGCGAACCCUAAGACGGCGGCAGAAGAAAUCGUCGAUGAACAACCACGGUCAAGUUUAGAAGAGCAACCGCUUAACCCGCCAAAAUCUCCACGCGCCACCGCACACAAGCUAGAGAGCACUCCAGUGGGUCGUCCUUCCGAGCCUAACUUCCAACAGAAGCGGAGAAGAAGCACCGAGGCCUCUCCACCUUCACUUGAUUCUGCGAGCUGCGUCAGCUUAGACGAAGGAGAAGAGGAGGAGCGAAGGCGGAGAGAGAACGAAACAGAGAGCGACAAAGAGUAUUACGCACACCACAAAGCGUCUCCGUUGUCCGAGAUUGAGUUUGCAGAUACUAGGAAGCCAAUCACGCAAGCUACGGAUGGAACAGCGUAUGCGGCGGGGAAAGAUGUGAUCGGAUGGUUGCCGGAGCAGCUUGACACGGCGGAGGAGGCUUUACAAAGAGCUACUAUGAUAUUUAAACGUAACGCAGAGCGCGGGGAUCCUGAAACGUUUCCUCAUUCUAGAAUCUUGAGAGAAAUGAGAGGCGAAUGGUUCUAAACUAAACAAAUAAUAAUAAAUGUUUUGUCUGAAUAAAACUUGUCAUGUUUCUCUGAA
This is a messenger RNA of Brassica rapa (field mustard), 840 nucleotides long. RefSeq lists its product as uncharacterized. The record is from RefSeq and is a predicted model, not a curated record. NCBI's taxonomy places the organism in Eukaryota, Viridiplantae, Streptophyta, Magnoliopsida, Brassicales, Brassicaceae.